Messenger RNA from Electrophorus electricus (electric eel), 1750 nucleotides. Its product is annotated as schwannomin-interacting protein 1. Gene Ontology annotation, biological process: positive regulation of hippo signaling. The record is from RefSeq and is a predicted model, not a curated record. Gene Ontology annotation, cellular component: plasma membrane; cell junction. NCBI's taxonomy places the organism in Eukaryota, Metazoa, Chordata, Actinopteri, Gymnotiformes, Gymnotidae.
GUGUGUGCUUGAGCGCGUGCAUGCGCUCAGAUGCAGAGCACUGCCUCUCUGGGGUGCCUCUCAGACACUGCAGUGGAAGGCGGGGUCGGUGCUGCUGCCAUCGCCGCACUCUGCCGUGCGCUGAAAGGAUGGUGCACCAGGAGAAAUGUCUCUACCAGGCCCAGAGGAACGAGAGGGAGUCUAUCAGACAGAAGCUGGCCCUAGGCAGUUUCUAUGACGACGGGCCCGUGCUCUUCACUGGCUACAGCAGGAUGGGUAAAAACUGCGUGCCCUCACGGCUUCAGAAUGGGGUGAACCUACAGAUGUGUUUCGUGAAUGACAGUAGCAGUGAUAAGGACAGUGAUGCGGAAGACAGUAGAACAGAAACGAGCCUUGACACUCCCUUGUCCCCUGUGAGUAAGCAGAGCUCAUCGUUGUCGGACCGGGACACGGGUGAAGAGGACCUGGACUCGGAAGAUGGCGAGUUCUGGAGGCUCCAGCGGCGCCUCCAGGAGGAAGCACGUGGGGCGCUUGCCCUCGCUCGUCCCAUGGCCCGCAUGCAGGUGGAGGUGGAGAGGCAGGUCCAGCUACACCGCAGGUCCCCCGUGGCUGACCUGCUGCCGCAUCUGCCUCACAUCAGUGAGAGUCUGAUGAAGAGGAGUCUGAGGCCCAUAGACCUGAGGGAGAUGAGCCUGGGUCAACUCCAAGUCAUCACUAAUGACCUCCAUUCACAGAUACAAGGUCUAAACGAGGAGCUUGUGCAGCUGCUGGUCCUCAGGGAUGAACUCCAUGUGGAGCAGGAUGCCAUGCUGGUGGACGUGGAGGACCUCACCAGGCAUGCACAUAGUCAGCAGAGGCACCUGGCAGAGAAGUCCAAAAGAAAAGGAGCAUGCUCCCUGUGACUCCUAUUCCUGGCACCCUCUGGAGGCCUUUGCAGCAACAAUGGCCUGCUUGAGGCAGAGCUUAACCCUAUAUGUCGUGGUAGCAUAUGCACAGAGCUUUUCUUCAUGUCAGUUUUAACUAGACGUAUGCCCAUCUUUAUUUUGUUUACCCAUGUUACAAGCUUUGUGUGGAUGUAUGUCAGACAAACAGGCCAACAAGCUUUUGUGCAUGCACACACUGAAGUGGAGAAUUAUAUAGGUCAAUGCAGGCCCAUAGACAGCAGGCAAAACUAAAGUUUUGACACCACAGACCCAUCUGGUGUAGAUAUGUCCAUGAGAUUAUUAUUAUCAAAGUAGGUCUUGGAUUCCCUCCAAAAUACCUACUGAUUUUGCAGAGUGCUUAAUAAUUCUGAGACACCAGCUCAGAGCAAUCUGUUUGCCAGUGAGCUGGUCCUGUUUGCGGGUCCUUCUGUACCUCCUUUGCCUAACUGAACAACUAGAGCAAGCUUACACUGCAAUAUCAAAUAAGGAUAAAGAGAAUAUCUGCUAAAGUAAGAUGUAAGUAGCUGUCUGUCCCACCCAUAACACAGAGAAGAUUUUGACUAGAAUCGAACAGGAUGAGGUAUGCUGACAGACCCCAUGUAAGAAAACAUGAAUGUAUUGUAGAAUAAAAAGCAAAACACUUCCUUGUAUGAGACUGCCAGGUUUGGUGGGAGUUGAACUUUUGUGAGCUAUUUUGUCAAUCAGUAUUUUAAGAACAUCAGCUUUAUUUUUUGCCCAUUUAAUAGACAUAUGUGCUUUUUCACAGGUUUAAGUGUUGCAAGAUGACUGGAAUCUUGGUGUACAGAAAUAUUAAAGAAAAUGAUUAAUAAAUUAUUUACUUGCAGAAA